UUUCACGUGACCUUCUCACAGCUUCCGCGAUGCUGCGAGGAUUCUACGCCCAAGGCCUGAGCGACCGGCCGCACAAGCCUAAGGACGACCCAGAACUUAUGCGCGCGACGCGAGCCGACUCGUUCGAGUCGUCUCUCGCGACGUACCCGAGCUCGGCCAACGUCCUCCUCCAUGGCGACGCCGUCCACGAGUACAAGCCCGCCUUUCCCUUCCAAGUCGACGUGCUCGUAUCAGCUCUGGCAGAAGGCGUCGACGUUGCGCCGGUGCACCCGCCACCAGGGUUGUCCCGAGGCAAGAGCGCAGUACGGCUAACGAUGACACCGUCGUUCAGUCCCGGUAUCUUUGUCUAGUUGGUUUCUCUUUGUGUCGUUAGUCAAGUGAACUUGUGGGUGUUUUCAUUGUGUGUCUGA
Saprolegnia diclina VS20 is the source of this 410-nucleotide messenger RNA. RefSeq lists its product as hypothetical. Lineage: Eukaryota; Oomycota; Saprolegniomycetes; Saprolegniales; Saprolegniaceae. The coding region runs from base 30 to 350 and encodes 106 amino acids. The transcript has a single exon. The record is from RefSeq and is a predicted model, not a curated record.